This is a messenger RNA of Cynara cardunculus var. scolymus (artichoke), 1493 nucleotides long. RefSeq names its product transcription factor bHLH63-like. Gene Ontology annotation, molecular function: protein dimerization activity; DNA-binding transcription factor activity. Gene Ontology annotation, cellular component: nucleus. Gene Ontology annotation, biological process: regulation of DNA-templated transcription. NCBI's taxonomy places the organism in Eukaryota, Viridiplantae, Streptophyta, Magnoliopsida, Asterales, Asteraceae. The coding region runs from base 127 to 1257 and encodes 376 amino acids. The transcript is spliced from 7 exons. The record is from RefSeq and is a predicted model, not a curated record.
CCAAAUUCUUCACACGUUUCACCUACAAAAUUAAACCUCUCAUUUCGUUAAAACUAGAAUCAAAUCGCAAUUUUGGUUCUGAAACGACGUUAAACGCACUUUUAAAAAGAAAAUCUUGAUUUCAGAAUGAACGGAGCUUCGCCGGAGUGUCACAACAACAUCCCCGGCAAUACCACCGGCGGCGGCGGUGGCGAGGUGAGUGUGUUCGAAAGACAACAAGCAAGAAUGAAGUGGCAACAACAACAACAGAUGCUUUUUAAUGGGAAUGAUCAUCAGGUUCCUAACAUGUUAUCUGCUAUGCAACCUUCGGGUUUGAUCGGAAACUUUGCCAUUAAACCCGACCCGGGUAUUGAAAACGGGUGGCCAGAUUUCAGUUAUGGUGAUCAGUUGGGUUAUGGGUCUGGGUUUGAUCAUAUGAAUCAAAACACACAUUCAAGAAUGACAAGCUUCCGUCCACCAUUAAUGGCGGAUCAGACAAUCUUGCAGAAAAACUCAAGCUCAGCCUCAUUAUCACCCAAGAAAAGAAAAGCCCAUGAGAAUCAGAAACUAAAGGUGGUUUCUGAAGAAAAUGGCGUCAAAGAGAAGGAGUUAAAAGGGUGUUCUGAUGGAGAUUCUACAGAAACUUCAUCAAAAGAAAAACCAAAGCUAACAGAAGCUAAAAAACAAGAGUAUAUUCAUGUUCGAGCUCGUCGAGGCCAAGCCACCGAUAGCCAUAGCUUGGCCGAACGAGUGAGAAGAGAGAAGAUCAGUGAGAGAAUGAAGUAUCUUCAAGAUUUAGUUCCUGGAUGCAACAAGAUCACUGGAAAAGCUGGAAUGCUUGACGAAAUCAUCAAUUACGUUCAAUCCCUCCAAAGACAGGUGGAGUUCUUGUCCAUGAAGCUUGCUACCGUUCAUCCCAGAUUAGACUUCGAUAUCGAUAGCUUAAUCACAACAGAGAUGUUUGUGUCGGGCGAAGUUUCAGCAGUCGGGUAUUCAUCGGAGAUGGCUAAUUCCACAUAUCUGCAGUUAAACUCGUUACUAGAAAUGGGAACGAACCCGAUUGACAUGGUGUUAAGAAGCAUUGGUUCUCCAGUUUCGAUCCCUGAAACAUUUGUCGUUUCGUCGUGUUUCAAUCAGAUUCAGCCAACUGUUACAUGGGAUGCUGAUCUACAGAAUCUAUACAGAAUGGAACUUCAACAUGAUACAUCAACAAUACCAUUUCAAACCCAGAAAUUUACAGGUUCAUAUGAAGGAAGCAAUCUGAAGAUGGAGAUGUAAACAAGAAGAUUCAUAAUAUGAGGAAUUCUUUUUGGAUGGAUUAAAUCUAAAUGUUACCAAUCUUGAUUCAUUAGUCAUGGCUCAUGUAUAUAUAUAUAUAUAUAUUAUCUAUAUAUGCAUAUAUAUCAACAUAUGUAAGCAUUCUAGGAACAAUAACUAGAAUUUGAACAUUUCCACAUUCUGUUGUAAACUCUAUGAUACAGAUCGAGUUUAUCGAAGAAAGUUCAUUAAUGGCC